CGAAAAUAAUGUGGAACGUUAACGUACCCUCAUAUAUAUAAAUAGUUGAACAAUACAAAGACCUCUUAUCUCUAGAGCAGACUCCAUCACCAGUACUCCUCAAAGAGCAAGCGUUCAUACAAGGGAGCUCAAUUCGUAUGCCUUCCAAGUUUCUGCUUAUAUUUUCCUGAGAAGUUACAACGUGUGGUGCUUGUACUGCUGAAACCACUCCAUUUGUCUCUGUCCUUCCCCUGACUACUAUUUCAAUACCUCUGAUCCUCAAAACCCACUAAUCCCAGUUCCCAAUACGGAAAAGAAAAACCCAAAAUCCAAAAUCAACCAUGGAGAAUGGAACCGAUGUGAACCAUCAAGGAGGAGGAGGACUAGUGGACACAACUGCUGCAACAAUCACCAUUAAAGGCAUUCUGAGCAUGCUAUUGCAAAAUGUUGAUGAAGGUGAGAGCAAGAAGAGGCUGAUUUCAUUGGGUAUGGGAGACCCAACUGCCUUUUCUUGCUUCCACACAACCCAUAUUGCUCAAGAAACUGUGGUUGAUGCUAUCCAAUCAGACAAGUUCAAUGGCUAUGCUCCCACUGUGGGUCUUCCGCAAACCAGAAGAGCAAUUGCUGAAUAUUUGUCCCGGGAUCUUCCAUACAAUCUAACAACAGAUGAUGUUUUUGUCACAUCUGGUUGCACACAAGCAAUUGAUGUCGCAUUGGCAAUGCUUGCUCGCCCUGGUGCAAAUAUCUUGCUUCCAAGGCCAGGCUUCCCUAUUUAUGAACUUUGUUCUGCAUUUAGAAAUCUUGAGGUUCGACAUUUAGAUCUCUUGCAAGACAGUGGCUGGGAGGUUAAUCUCGAUGCUGUUGAAGCUCUUGCCGAUCAGAACACAGUUGCAAUGGUAAUUAUAAACCCUGGAAAUCCUUGUGGGAAUGUGUACAGUCACCAACAUUUGGAGAAGAUUGCAGAAACUGCAAAGAAACUGAGAAUUCUUGUAAUUGCUGAUGAAGUUUAUGGACACCUUGCCUUUGGGGAUAAACCGUUUGUGCCAAUGGGAGUGUUUGGAUCAACUGUUCCUGUUCUUACUCUUGGGUCUCUAUCAAAGAGAUGGAUAGUUCCUGGAUGGCGGCUUGGUUGGUUUGUGACAACUGAUCCCUGUGGCAUGUUUAGAAAACCCAAGGUUAUUGAGCGCAUUAAGAAAUAUUUUGAUAUUUUGGGCGGUCCUGCAACCUUCAUUCAGGCAGCAGUUCCGAGCAUCCUUGAGAAAACUGAAGAUGUCUUCUUCAAGAAAACUAUCUAUUUAUUGAAGCAGUCAUCAGAUAUUUGUUCUGAUAAGAUAAAGGACAUCCCUUGUCUUACCUGUCCAAACAAACCAGAGGGUUCUAUGGCUGUAAUGGUGAAACUAGACCUUUCACUACUGGAAGAUAUUAGUGAUGAUAUAGAUUUUUGUUUCAAGCUGGCCAAAGAGGAAUCUGUUAUCUUUCUUCCAGGAACAGCAGUAGGGCUGAAAAACUGGAUACGCGUUACAUUUGCUGCUGAUCCACCUUCUCUUGAAGAAGCUUUUAGGAGGACGAAAUGUUUCUAUCAAAGGCAUGCAGGAAAAUUAUAGAUAGAUAUAUGCGUAUAUAUAUGCCAGUUACAAAGAAAUAUCCAAUAUAUUUUGUUAACGAACAUCAAUCUCCUCCAUUGAUUAAGUUUGUCUACAGCUAGUUUACCGUUUUCCUAGGAUUAUGCUUCGGUUUUGAUACUGUUGUUAAUGUAAUAUUGUUGAUUCAUGUAACUGUCAAUACUCACAUCUAUAUAAUGCAUAGAAUGUAAUAGCUUAAAGUAAUCAAGGGAAAUCAAUUUCUACA
Messenger RNA from Rosa chinensis, 1827 nucleotides. Its product is annotated as probable aminotransferase TAT2. NCBI's taxonomy places the organism in Eukaryota, Viridiplantae, Streptophyta, Magnoliopsida, Rosales, Rosaceae. The record is from RefSeq and is a predicted model, not a curated record. The transcript has 8 exons. Gene Ontology annotation, biological process: biosynthetic process; amino acid metabolic process. Bases 321 to 1583 code for a protein of 420 amino acids. Gene Ontology annotation, molecular function: transaminase activity; pyridoxal phosphate binding.